Solanum stenotomum is the source of this 760-nucleotide messenger RNA. RefSeq lists its product as uncharacterized. Gene Ontology annotation, biological process: endoplasmic reticulum to Golgi vesicle-mediated transport. The coding region runs from base 66 to 626 and encodes 186 amino acids. Gene Ontology annotation, cellular component: nucleus; TRAPP complex; cytoplasm. Lineage: Eukaryota; Viridiplantae; Streptophyta; Magnoliopsida; Solanales; Solanaceae. The record is from RefSeq and is a predicted model, not a curated record. The transcript is spliced from 6 exons.
GUCGUCCUAAGAGGGGCCAUUUCUUGAAAAAUGGAGUGGCCUCAACAUUUAGGUCCGAAGUCCAGAUGAUUACAGGCCCAACUUGCACUACAGCAGAGUUUCUUCUUCGGCCCAGUUUUACGGCACUCUGUCUUCUCUGCGAACUUCUCCGUCCCGUUUCUUCGGCGAACUCCUCGCGAUCUCUUCUCGUAAUCGAGCUGAAUUUAGGGAUCCGAAAAAUGGCAAGCACAGCAUGUUUUAUGAUUGUAAGCAGGAAUGAUAUCCCUAUCUACGAAGCUGAAGUUGGCACUGCGCCAAAGAAAGAAGAUGCUGCUCAUCAGCACCAGUUUAUAUUACAUGCAGCAUUGGAUAUUGUACAGGACCUUGCAUGGACUACAAGUGCUAUGUUCUUGAAAUCAAUUGACCGAUUCAAUGAUUUGGUGGUUUCUGUUUACGUCACUGCUGGUCAUACGCGAUUGAUGCUGCUUCACGACUCUCGCAAUGAUGAUGGGAUCAAAAGCUUCUUCCAGGAGGUCCAUGAACUAUAUAUAAAGAUACUUUUGAAUCCUCUCUAUUUGCCAGGAUCUCGCAUCACAUCAUCUCACUUCGAUACUAAAGUUAGAGCCCUUGCCAGAAAGUACCUCUGAGCCAAACUACGGACCAAAGCAAACAAGAAUCAUAUGCAUUCAAAGUUCAUUCCUUGUAAAAUUCAUUCGCUAUUGAUGACUGGUUAUUGUGUUUGGAGUGACCAUAUUUCUCGUGGUAAAUGAUAAGUUGACUA